Molecule: messenger RNA, 3552 nt
Organism: Nerophis lumbriciformis (worm pipefish)
Lineage: Eukaryota; Metazoa; Chordata; Actinopteri; Syngnathiformes; Syngnathidae
Source: RefSeq, a predicted model, not a curated record
AUGUGCGUGAGCAGGAAGGGAUCCCAAUGCAGACAAACAGGACUUGUGAUGAGCAAUGCAGCUGACAGAAUCGGCGUCUCGCACUCCUUCAACGUGGGCACCGCGGGGGCCAAAAUUUUCAGCGGGUCACCUGUCGAGGAGUUUGGCUACACGGUCCAACAGGCUGCCAACCAUGAGGGAAAAUGGCUUCUGGUUGGCGCUCCUUGGAGUGGUUAUGCUGAAAACAGGAAGGGGGGCUUGUACAGGUGUCCGGUGUCAGGAUCCAGAACCAACUGCGACAAGCUCAACCUUGAAGAUUCAGUUAAUAUCCCGGACGUGACGAACAUCAACGUCAACAUGUCUCUCGGCAUGACCCUGACGCGCAUGCCUGCAGUCAACGGUUUGAUGGUGUGUGGCCCUCUUUGGGCACAGAAAUGCGGUGAUCAAAACUUCUAUCCUGGAAUAUGCUCAAGACUGAGCCCCCUCUUUCAACCUCAACCUGCCUUCGCUCCAGCUGUUCAAACCUGCGGUGGGCCAAUGGACAUUGUGAUCGUACUGGAUGGCUCUAAUAGCAUCUAUCCUUGGGCUCCGAUGAGGGAGUUCAUCGAGAAACUCUUACCAACCCUCGAAAUUGGACCGCAAAAUACCCAGGUUAGUGUCAUUCAGUAUGCUGUGGAUGCCAAGGUUGAAUUCUCACUGAAUCAGUACAAAACCAGAGCUGAACUAUUGCAAGCUGCAUCCAAACUCACACAAAUGCAAGGCUCCUCUACCAAUACAUUCCACGCCAUUCAAUAUGCUAGUCAGUGGGGUUUCAAUCCAGUUUACGGAGCCCGCCCGAGCGCUUCCAAGGUGAUGGUGGUGGUCACUGACGGCGAGUCCCAUGACCAAGCCUUCAGAGAUGAUGUCAUCGCUGAAUGUGAAAAGCAAGGAAUCACACGCUUCGGUAUCGCUGUGCUCGGUUACUACACCAGGAACAACAUCGACACUGAAAAUCUCAUCAAAGAAAUCAAGUCCAUUGCCAGCGCGCCCACGGAAAAUUACUUCUUCAACGUCUCUGAAGAAGCUGCCCUGUCUAACAUUGCCGGAACGCUGGGCAACCGUAUCUUCAACAUCGAAGGCACAGGAAAGGGGGGCGACAAUUUCAAAAUGGAAAUGUCCCAGGUCGGCUUCAGCGCUCAAUUUUCUGCCAAAAAGGACAUGAUGAUGUUGGGAGCAGUGGGAGCUUACGGUUGGGCCGGGACCGUCGUCCAUCAGACGGGCUCCACAGUAGAUGUACUCCCCGUCUCAGCCUUUGAGGGAACACUUCAAGAUAGAAACCACAGCUCCUUAUUGGGUUACUCUGUCAGCAUUCUGAGCGAUGGCAGCACAGAAUAUUUUGUGGCCGGAGCGCCUCGCUCCAACCACUCGGGACAAGUCAUCGUUUACAGGUUCAACGCCCAGAAGCAAUUCACGAUCAUCGAUUCUGAGAGAGGAAAACAGAUCGGAGCUUAUUUUGGCAGCGUCCUGUGUUCGCUGGAUGUGGACAAAGACGGGGUGACGGACCUGCUGCUGGUUGGGGCGCCCAUGUUUAUGAGCGAGCAAAAGAGGGAGCAAGGCCGUGUUUAUCUCUUCACCGUCACCAAGGGCAUCCUGAACGAGCAAGGAUUCCUCAAAGGGUCUCCUCCGACUGAGAACGCGCGUUUUGGGAUGGCCAUGUCGGCCGUUCCCGACUUGGAUCUUGACGGUUUCAAUGACAUUGUGGUCGGAGCGCCCCUAGAGGACAAAGGAAGAGGUGUCAUCUACAUCUACAACGGGAGGGAGAAGACAUUGGACAAGCAGUUCUCACAGAGAAUACUUGGCUCUAAAAUGGACCCUCAAGUGAACUUUUUUGGAAGAUCCCUCGAUAGCUACAAAGAUUUAAACGAUGACACGCUCACUGAUAUCUCAGUGGGGUCACAUGGAAAAGUGGUCCAACUCUGGUCCCGUGGAGUAGCCACAAUCUCAGCCACGGCUUCUUUCAAACCUGAAAAGAUCAACAUUUUCAGCAAACCUUGUGACGUCAGUGGACGCAAAAUGACGUGUUUCAACACCGCCCUGUGUUUCAGUGCUAUUUUCAGGCCUAAAAAUCCUGUUGGACCCAUUGAUUUCUCCUAUACGUUGACUCUGGACGCCGAUUUGCAGGCUUCGCGUGUCACCUCAAGGGGGCUUUUCAUGAAAAACAAUGAGCGUUUGCUUACGGGGAACGCCAAGAUAUCAUCUAGUGUGCACUGUGAAGACGUACAAGUCUACGUACAGGAGACACCCGAUUUUGUCAAUUCCCUCAGUCUGAAGGUGGAAAUCGAACAGGAGAAUGCUGACGCCAACCCGGUCCUUGACAUUUUCUCUACGACUGCCUGGGAAUUCUUUAUACCCUUCACCAAAGACUGUGGCUCUGAUGAGGUAUGUGUCAGUGAUCUAGUGCUGAGCGUGAAGACGGACACUAAAGGUUCCAGCUCAGCUCCUUUUCUGGUCAGCGCCAAUAAGCGAGAGCUGUCGUUCGAGGUCACAGUGAAGAACAAAAAGGAAAAUGCUUAUAACACUCAAGUGUUGGCCACGUAUUCAGGCAACCUUUUCUACUCAUCAGUAUUUCCUCCUACAGAGGGAGUAAAAUGCACCUCGACGCAAGAGCAAACAGUUGUUUGCCAAGUGGGAUACCCAGCCUUGAAAAAAGACCAAAUGAUGAAAUUCAACCUCAAUUUCGAAUACAACCGCAACAAUCCGUUGAAUAAAGCCAAGGUCAAGUUUGAGGCUAAAAGUGACAGUAAAGAGUACGUCCCCUCAGACAACCGAGUGGAUGUGUCCAUUCCUCUUCAGUAUGAUGCGGGCAUCGUUUUAUCCAGGAAAUCAAACAUCAAUUUCUAUGUUGCAAAUUCGACCACUGCACCAGAAACAACGGUGAAAAUGUUGGAUGACAUCGGACCGGAGUUUAACUUCACUGUGAAGGUUUCAACAGGCAACUUCCCAGUCAGCCUCCUAUAUCUGACCAUCUCUUUGCCAGUCAGCACCAAAGGAGGAAACCCACUCCUGUAUCUCAUCAGCGUGGACACACAAGUUGGCGGUUCACUCAGCUGUGAUACCAACGGCCUGGUGGACCCACUGAGUAUCGGCGUCAAGGACUACCAAGCGUCUUUCACUGAGGAGAGUCUCCGAGGCAUCGACAAGCUGGAUUGCCAAAGCGCAAAGUGCGAGCGUAUCAAAUGUCUUCUCAAAGACGCUGAUGUCACGACCGACUACUAUGUGAAAGUUAAAACAAGGAUUUGGAGUGGGACCUUUAUUACGGCGGUCUAUCAGACCACUGAGCUGAUCUCCACUGUGGAUGUCGAGAGCUCCAACCCGGAUUUAUUCAUCAUCCGGCUAAAAGAGCUGCCGGUGGUGGUCACAGUCAGCAAACCGGGAGCGAAAGGUGACGUUCCGGUGGGAGUGAUUGUUGGCAGCGUGAUUGGUGGACUGGCACUGCUGGGCGUGGCUGUUGCGCUGCUGUGGAAGUUUGGAUUUUUCAAACGGAAAUACCAGCAGCUUCAAAGGGAUGGCGAUGCACAGGAUGAGGUGUUGUGA